This is a messenger RNA of Saccostrea echinata, 1454 nucleotides long. RefSeq names its product ATP-dependent DNA helicase RecQ-like. The coding region runs from base 1 to 1065 and encodes 354 amino acids. Gene Ontology annotation, biological process: telomere maintenance; double-strand break repair via homologous recombination. NCBI's taxonomy places the organism in Eukaryota, Metazoa, Mollusca, Bivalvia, Ostreida, Ostreidae. Gene Ontology annotation, cellular component: chromosome; nucleus; nucleoplasm. The transcript has 3 exons. The record is from RefSeq and is a predicted model, not a curated record. Gene Ontology annotation, molecular function: 3'-5' DNA helicase activity; four-way junction helicase activity.
AUGGAGACGUACGAGGCGAAAGUGAAAGAAAUUUUUCAAAUAAACGAGCUAAAAGACUUUCAAAGAGAGUCUUUGGCAGCACUGCUGAAGAAAAGAGAUGUUUUUCUGUCUAUCAAAACCGGAGGUGGUGAAAACGACGAUUCCAUAUUUAGAAAUGAAAUGCAAUUCAUUUUCACCUCACCUAAAAGUGUGCUAAAUGGAAAGUGGAGAGAUUGGGUGACAAACAAUUCAACCAUUAGAUUAAUAGCUGUAGAUGAAGCCCACACAGUGUUACAUUGGGGAGAGUCUGCGAGCGAGGAAGACCCUUUCAGACGUUGGUAUGGUCGAUUAGGGGAACUGCGAAGCCUUGUGGAAUGUCCUGUAAUUUUGAUGACUGCCACAGCAAAUUCAGCUGCCAGGAAAGCCUUACAGAGAAAAUUUUGUAUGACAGACUGUUUAGAAAUUAUAGAGAACCCAGACAGGAACAAUAUUAAAUUAUUUUUACAGUGUGUUAAAUACAACACUCCACUAGAGAAUACAUUCUUCUUUCUAAUUCUGAUGUUGAAAGAGAAAAGGGAGCUCUGUGAUAGGAAUCUGAUUUUUUGCCCUGCUAUCAGAACAUGUAGUAAAUUGUACACUAUGUUUAGAAUUAUGUUUAAAGAAAAUGUUAAAUUGAUUGACCAUAUCGAAAUGUAUCAUUCAAAAACCACAGAUGAUGUUAAACAAUUAGUAAAAGAGGAUAUGUCUAAAGAAAAUGGCAAAAUUAGAAUUCUUAUUGCUACCAGUGCAGCUGGUAUGGGUGUGAAUUUCAAAGGAGUGAAAUAUACAAUUAAUUAUGGUUGCCCCCGAGAUAUGGAUACUUUUGUUCAGCAGUAUGGCAGAGCAGGUAGAGACGGUGGCUCAGCAAUGUCUUUAUUGAUUUACACAAAACGUGAUAUUAAAUGUAUAGAUGAUGACAUGAAAUUAUAUGUUAAAAAUGAAACCAUUGUCGCCAUGAGAAUAUAUUGUCUUCCUAUAAGAGUAAACCUGCUAUGGAUAGGGACAUGCAUAUGUGUUGUGAUAUAUGUGAUAAGAAGUGUCAUGUGAAAGAUUGUGAAAAAUGUAGUUUAGCACAACAUCCUUAUUAUAAAACUCAAUUUCCAGCUUUUUCUUCAGAUUAAAGUAGCCAGGAUGAUCAUGACUUGUUUACAGAUUCAGAUUGGGAGUAAGCAUUAAGAUGUAAUACAUGUAAUUCAAAGUAUCCUUAAAAAAUAUGGACGAAUACAUUGCUGCAUUUCAUAAAUCAGUCAGUAUUCUUGUAUAAUUUUGCCAAUAUAUAUUGUCAGCCUUUGUGAUAGACCUAUUUUUUAAAAAUAUGUUAGGGUUCAUUUAAAUCUGUGAUAAGACACAUUUUCACUGGGAUACAGAAACUUGGGAAGAGGCACCAUUCCUCAUUAUAACUAUGUACUUAGAUCAUCAGCAUAAUACCCAGGAGC